AGUUUUCGAAGAAUAAAACAAUUUAGUAUUCCACCAGGGGACAAGCGUCCUGAACGUCCUUCCGUAAUCUAAUUACUUCAAGAACACCCCCUUAACUGGCACGUACGAGUGCAAAGACACCUAAGGACCUAAUAGGAUUAGGAAGCCUCUCAGUGCGAAGUAUAAAACUCAUUUUUCCGAUAGAUCGACGUAGUCCGUUAGCGGAAAAAAGGCCGAGAUGGUUUUCAAUUUCCGCGUCUUCAAGAAACAGUCUCCGAAUGGGAAGAUAACACUUUAUUUGGGAAAGAGGGAUUUCAUUGAUCACAUUUCCGGCAUCGAACCAAUAGAGGGUGUAUUUUUGAUCGAUAACGAAUAUAAAGACAGAAAAAUCUUCGGACAGAUUGUCUGCAGCUUCAGAUAUGGCAGAGAGGAGGAUGAAGUUAUGGGACUUAACUUUCAAAAGGAUCUGUUUCUAGAUUCUCGCCAACUUUAUCCUGCCCCUGAAAAGCAAGAAACAAGCAAGCUUCAGGACCGACUUAUACGAAAAUUAGGACCGGAUGCUUAUCCUUUUACGUUCAUUAUACCACCAAGUGCUCCAGCCUCAAUCACCUUGCAGCCAGGCCCCGAGGACGAAGGACAACCGUGUGGAGUCCAUUAUUAUAUCAAGUUAUUCGUGGGUGAAAAUGAAACAGAUCGUCCACACAAAAGAAGCAUGGUGUCAAUGGGUAUUCGAAAAAUUCAAUACGCUCCUUCAAAACAGGGAAGACAGCCAUGUACGGUUGUCAGGAAGGAUUUUAUGCUGAGUCCUGGUGAACUUGAACUGGAAGUGACCCUAGAUAAACAGCUUUACCAUCAUGGAGAACAAAUUGCAGUGAAUAUCUGCAUUCGAAACAACAGCAAUAAAGUUGUUAAGAAAAUGAAAACGAUGGUCCAACAGGGUGUAGAUGUUGUACUAUUUCAAAAUGGACAAUACAGAACUACAGUGGCAUGUGCGGAAACGCAAGAAGGGUGCCCUAUACAACCUGGAUCAAGUCUUCAAAAAAUCGUUUACUUGACACCUACUUUGAUGUCUAACAAAGGUAGGAGAGGAAUUGCAUUAGAUGGUCACCUCAAACACCAAGAAACGAACUUGGCUUCAACAACCUUGUUAGCAUCACCAGAUGCUCGUGAUGCUUUUGGCAUCAUAGUUUCUUAUGCUGUGAAGGUUAAACUCUACUUGGGUGCUCUUGGUGGAGAACUUGUAGCCGAAUUACCUUUCGUGCUGAUGCAUCCAAAGCCCGCCGUAAAAGGAAAAAUGUUACAUGCUGACAGCCAAGCUGAUAUAGAGGACUUCAGACAAGACACUGUCGAUAAUGAUGCAGUAGAAUAGCUUAUUUCCCCUUUUAUCAAACCACAUACUGAAGAUUGAAUGUUGUUCUGUGUAUAUAUUUUUUUUAACUUAUCACCAGUAAAAUAAAUAGUCUCAGAAAACAUAUGCAUCGAUUCUUUCAUUAUAAAAAAUAAUCGAAGGUGAACUAAUAUAGGGAAUCACGGGCGUUACCAGAGGGCAAUGGGAGCUGCCCCAUAGAGGCUCGACCCUUUUCAAAAUUACCUAUUCAGAAAAUCCGAAAAUAACAGGGCAAUGAAUAUUUAGAGAAUAAUUUCCCAUUUCUCCAUUAAUCCAAUAAGUUUGUUAUUUUGAUUCAAUACACGGGGUCGGCAGAAUGUCGUUUGCCGUAUUGCUAAUUGAACGAAUGAACUUUAGAAUCGAAAUGAUUCGCUUCACUGAGCUCUCUAGCCCAAACAAUGAUAUAAGUUAGCUAAAUAAAGCUUGAAGCUACCCGUUGGACUGCUGAGGGUCUCAAAUAAUAGUGCAAAAGUCAUUAUUUAAGUAUAUUGAGAAAUAUCCACAUACAGUUCAUUCAUGUAUAUAAUACACAGUUUCAAAUUAAAGGACAGAUUUAGCCAACAAGCUUCAGGAAUCAAGCUUAUAUAUAGGGUUAACUGUAUCACUAGAAUAACCUAUCGCUAUAAAAAUCAAAACUGAUUAUUUUUUUAAGAUAAUGGUAAUAAUAUAUAGCAUGAGUAUUUCAUGUUUUAUUUUUGUUCUAAAAAUCAUUUGUCAAAAAUAUUUUAAUGCUUUCUUUAAUUUACAGAUUUCUGCAGAUAGAUUUUUAUAUAUACAAAGUAAUAUCAAAUGGCGAAACAUUUUCAAACAGGUUAAUAAUUUAAUAGAGUGAAAUCAUAGAUGAAUAAUAUAAUAAUUAUAUAUUAUUCAUAUUUAUAAUGAUGAAAAUUUUCCAGAUAAGGGGGAAUCCUUAGUGUUCCAUUUAUUUUAGAAAGUAAAGCCUUCGCAACAGGAAAUCUGUAAUUUAGGUCAGCACAAAUCAACACCAAUUCAAUGUGUUCUUUAUGCAUCUUCCCUUUCCUUUACAAAUCGUACAAAACUUUUAGAAUAUGGCCCUCAUAGUCCUUCUCUCUUCAAACACAUCACUCAUUCCUAUACAUAAUAGCUGAGAAAUCAUUGUACGUUUCAUGAUAUGGCUAUAUGUGCAAAUCUUCAAAGUCAGCAGAAAUGCCAAAAUUAUUAAUUUCAUAUAUUAGCAAACAAAUUGGAAUUUUCCUUAUCACACCCCAAUUUAACAUGAUGACCCCAAGUCGAUUACUUCCUCCCAACAAGUUUUGAAUGCGGUAAGGUUGAGAAUUGACAGCUGUAGUCAAGAAGUUUUAGGCUGCACAACUUUCCUAUUUCC
This is a messenger RNA of Coccinella septempunctata (seven-spotted ladybird), 2711 nucleotides long. RefSeq names its product arrestin homolog. Gene Ontology annotation, biological process: G protein-coupled receptor internalization; signal transduction. The transcript is spliced from 7 exons. Gene Ontology annotation, cellular component: cytoplasm. The record is from RefSeq and is a predicted model, not a curated record. Gene Ontology annotation, molecular function: G protein-coupled receptor binding. The coding region runs from base 218 to 1348 and encodes 376 amino acids. NCBI's taxonomy places the organism in Eukaryota, Metazoa, Arthropoda, Insecta, Coleoptera, Coccinellidae.